Molecule: messenger RNA, 960 nt
Organism: Vairimorpha ceranae
Lineage: Eukaryota; Fungi; Microsporidia; Nosematidae
Product: diphthamide synthase subunit dph2
Exons: 1
Coding region: 1-960 (319 amino acids)
Biological process (GO): protein histidyl modification to diphthamide
Molecular function (GO): 2-(3-amino-3-carboxypropyl)histidine synthase activity
Source: RefSeq, a predicted model, not a curated record
AUGCAAUUGAAUUGGGUUGAUGUAUUUAAAAAAAUAGAGAACAUAAGUGAAGCAUUUAUUCUCGUUUCUAAGGAAUAUUCUAAUUUGGUUGAAAAUAUUUAUGACAAAAUUGUAGAACAUAAAAAAGAAAUCAAUCUGUUUAUAAUAAAUGCCGAUAACAUUAUUUGUAGCCUCAAACAUAAAAAAACGGACUUGGUUAUUUUAUUAGGCGUAGAAUGUCCAGAGCAUGGUUUUGAAAAUGCAAUUUAUCUACAAGAUAAACUUGGUGAUGAAGAAAUAAAACAUAUUAAUACAUUUAGUAACGUGUAUUUUGAUUCUACUUAUUUGCAAUACAAAUCACAUAGUUAUAUCCAAAAUCAAGAAUUAUUAGUAGUCACAAAAAAUGAAGCGAUUUUACGAUAUUUUUCAAGAAAAAUGCAUGUCAAGCCUUUUUAUAAUUUUGACAUAGAAAACCGAUUCGAUUAUCUUACACGUAGAAUUAAUUUAGCAGAAAUCGCAAAAAAUAAUAAAACUUUUGCAAUUAUUUUUGUGCACGAAACCUAUUUAAGCCUAGCUGUUAAAAUUAAAAAAUCCUUGGAAAACAGAGGAAGAUGUGGAUACCUUUUAUUUCUUAGAAAUAUUAGAUAUUCGAGAUUGGUCACAAUAGAAAAUAUAGAUACACUGGUUUUAAUAGAUUGUCCUGCCUAUGAUAAUUUUAAUAUUGAUGUAACACUUCCAAUUUUAUCGCCAGCCGAUGUCCAAUACAUUUUAAGUAAAAAAUGGGAUCCUAAAUAUGAAAUUAAUAAAUUUGAUAUUUCUGUUGAAAAUUGUAAAGAAAAGGAUAUUUGUAUAUAUCAAGGAGCAGGCAAGCUAAUUUUAGAUAGUGAUUUCUUUGGAGUAGAAUUUUCGAGUAAAGAUGAUGACGAUUUAGAAAUAUAUGAAGGAAAAAGUGGUAUAGCGAGUGAAUAUACACACGAAUAG